This is a messenger RNA of Andrographis paniculata, 2727 nucleotides long. Its product is annotated as ninja-family protein AFP3-like. The transcript is spliced from 3 exons. Gene Ontology annotation, biological process: signal transduction; negative regulation of DNA-templated transcription. The coding region runs from base 311 to 1234 and encodes 307 amino acids. NCBI's taxonomy places the organism in Eukaryota, Viridiplantae, Streptophyta, Magnoliopsida, Lamiales, Acanthaceae. Gene Ontology annotation, cellular component: nucleus. The record is from RefSeq and is a predicted model, not a curated record.
UUUUCAACCAUUUCCUGCUCUCAAGAGAGCUUUUCGCUUUUCGAUUCUGCAAUUCAUUGGCCGCCCUCUGCUCUGCUCUGCUUUUCUCGAUUCCAGGGAACAUUUCGUCGUUUUGAUUCCUUUCUCCCGUGGAUUUCAGCCAUUGACGGAUUGCGUCGGCGCGCGGCGGAGUCACGGAGGCGUUGAGAAGACUUUUGUGCUUUUUUAUUUUUAAUUCUGUGGCGAAAUUUAGUUAGGCUCGUGAUAUUGCGAUUUUUGUUGCGAUUCGUUCGAGAAUUUGAAGAUUUUGUGGUUUUAAUUGCGGCUGGCGAUGGAAGGAGCUGAAACGAGCAUAGAGAAGUUCAAUCGCCUCAUGAAUAUUGAGGUUUCCAGAGAUCCGCCGGAGAAAUUCGCGAAUCGGAGCAAUUUUCCGGCUGAAAUCAAGCGCAGAAGAACGGACGACGACGAGGAAGAAGAAGAAAUUGAGUUGAGCUUGGGGCUUUCAUUGAACGGUAGAUUUGGUCUGGACCCUGCGGCGAAGAGGCUUAAACGAUCGUCUUCGGUGUCGAAUUUAAUCUCCACCGUUGAUUUCUCCGAUAACGGUAGUAGUAGCGGCGGAGGCGGCAAUUACCAGAUGCGUGGGAGCUACGCGCCGCUGGCGAGGACGUGCUCCUUGCCUGUGGUUUCCGACGAGUGGCGCCGGCGGAAGGAGUUGAAUUCGAUGAAGUCUAUGGAAGCUAGAAAGAAGAGGAUGGAAAAGCUGAAGAGUGGUAAAGUGGUGCGGGAUAAGGAGGCCUUUACUGAAAAUGUUCAGCCAGGGAAUGGGUCGCCAGCGGACGCCAUUGGAGUUCAGGCUACGCAUCAAUCGCAUGGUUCGUCUGCGCUUUCUCCAUUCCAGGGGCAAAUGAUGGAUGGAAUGAAGACAAUGUCCGAGAGCAAGAGCUCUUCGAGCCUCAACCUUCCACACGACGACGAGGCGGAGCAAAGAUCUUCGGGGAGAGGGGACAACAAAUCGCUGAAGAACGCCUUAUUCGACAUGCCGUACGUCACCACAAGGGGAGACAUGCCCAACAGCACCAAGGUCGAAGGAUUCUUGUACCGUUACCGGAAGGGCGACGACGUGAAAAUCGUCUGCGUCUGCCACGGUCUGUUCCUUUCGCCUGCGGAAUUCGUGAAGCACGGCGGAGGCGGCGGCGAGGACGUCGCGCAGCCGUUGAAGCACAUUGUGGCUAAAUUGGAUUAUGUAUAUAUGUAAAGAGUCGAUGAAAGCCGUCGAACCUUUAGCCGCACCGUGGCCAACACGGGAAGCAAGAAUGCCAUCUGUUCCCGGAUACGGCGUUCAGAGCUGCUUUCGGAUCUUUUUGUGGUGGUUUAGGUUCCGGCUUAGGCGGUGGUUCCGGUGGCUGUGGGGACUGGGGCUGUGGUUGCUCCGGCGGCUUUUCCAGUACAACCUUCAACGAGCUGGCGUUACUCUUUGAGGCGGCGUCGACCAAUCUGAUGCAGAGAACGGAAGAUCGUGAAGUUGUAGGUAACAUAGAAUAAAAAAUGUUGCUGUCUUACACCGGGAAGGCGAAGGAGCUCCCGCUGUUGCCGCUCUCGUUGGAGAACCGCGGCGGGCUCGGGAAAGUUGUCGGUGUAGACGGCGUCGGCGGGGUUGGAGGGCCUGGCGGCGUUGUCUCGGCUGGCGCCGGAGUUUUUACGGCGGGACUUUUUGGGGAAGCGGCAGGCGGAUCGACAGCAAGAUCUGAGAUCGAUUUCUCCCUCGUAUGAUUCGCUAUGACGAUUUUCGGACUACUGCUGUCUUUCUUCUCGGGUUUCGAUUGCUCGUCCGGGGACGGGGACGGCGACGGUGACGAUAUUCUGCCUUGUUCCGGCGAUCGCGCUUCCGGGAGGGUGGCCGGGGAAUUACUCGGCUCAGACUUGGACGAUUCUUUGAGUCUCGGGAUGUCCCCAGGCGAGCCAAGCGGGUGCGACGGAGAAUAGCUCCAAUCGUCUAUCCUCGGAACCUCGUCGGAUUUCCCAAACAGAAACAUGUAGUCCCGGGAGAAGCUGUUGUUGCCCAUCUGAAUACUGAACAAUGACUCGUUCGACGUCGCGCUCCAUUCUGAAGCAUUCCCCGGCGAUUUAGCGAAAACCGACGCCGGAAUCCGGUUUGGAUCGUAUCCCGGCGGGUGGCCCAUUGUUUGGACGGGCGGCGGAGAUUUCAUCGGCGAGGAUUCUGCGGAAACGGAUAACGGUGGUUCCUGUGACGGCGGCGGAGAAUAUUGCGAGUGGCCAUCGAAUUGCGUUGAGGAUUUACGGAUCGAGCCGCGGGCACCGAUGUCGAAUUCGAUUAGGGAGCCAGUAGGCGACGAGGGCUCUUGCUUCCUUGCUUCGCCGAGCGACAUUUCUUCUGAAGCUCUCCUUACAUUGUUGUCGUUGGCGCGAUUCGACUCCAUUAUUCGCCGGAUUCUUCGAUCUCACCGAAGAUGGCGAUUGACGGCCAGCCGUGAUGCUGCAUUAUGGUUCGUUCGAUCGAUUCAUCUGCCGAUGCAAUUGAGACGUAGACACAUAAAUGAUCUACGACAAAAAGAUUUAUACAGCAUAGACCUAUCGAAUAAUUGGUUUCGAAAAUUAUCAGUCAAAUUUUCGAAAAUUAUAAAUUUAAUUUAAUUUAAAACAAUCGAUUUUUCAACAAUUGCAUCGUCAAAACAGAUCAAAAGAAACAGCAGACGUUAUCAAUUUGAAGAAAAUGGCAGGUUCAAUUCA